This is a messenger RNA of Candoia aspera, 942 nucleotides long. It is a transcript of the gene SRD5A1, whose product is annotated as steroid 5 alpha-reductase 1. The record is from RefSeq and is a predicted model, not a curated record. Gene Ontology annotation, molecular function: 3-oxo-5-alpha-steroid 4-dehydrogenase activity. Gene Ontology annotation, biological process: steroid metabolic process. The transcript has 5 exons. The coding region runs from base 13 to 852 and encodes 279 amino acids. Gene Ontology annotation, cellular component: membrane. Lineage: Eukaryota; Metazoa; Chordata; Lepidosauria; Squamata; Candoiidae.
UUUCUUCUAAGGAUGAUGGAGGCGGCGGCGGCGGCGCUCGCGGGCAGCUUGCUAUGCCCCAGAGCUUUCUGGCAACGCGUCUCCGGCCCGCAGGAGGAGCGGCUGCUGAAGCAGAUGAGCUACGGGCUGGUGGUCUUCAUAAGUUUGGCGGUGGUGUUCGUCCUCCACCGGGCCGGAGCACCGUAUGGCCGCUACUAUUCAGCCUCCUAUGGCCGGUCUGUUCCUGCCACGCUGGCCUGGAUGGUGCAAGAAAUGCCUGCCUUCCUUUUCCCUUUGCAGCUCGUGCUGGGCAGCGACGGCGACCGCCUCCGUUUCUGGCCCAACCGGAUUCUGCUGGGGCUUUUCCUCGUUCACUACUUUUACAGAUCAUUCAUCUUUCCUUUCUUAAUUCGUGGAGGAAAGCCAACACCAUUUAUUACAUUUGUGUUAGCAUUUUCAUUCUGUUUGUAUAAUGGGUAUUUGCAAGGCCGGAGUUUAAGUAAUUAUGCAGAAUAUUCACCCAACAGGCUAACAGAACCAUAUUUCAUUCUUGGGAUUGCAGGCUGGCUAGGUGGUCUCCUGAUUAACAUGCACUCUGAUAAUAUUUUGAGAAACCUAAGAAAACCAGGGGAGACUGGGUAUAAAAUCCCAAGAGGAGGAAUGUUUGAAUACGUAAGUGGAGCUAACUACUUUGGGGAGAUUCUUGAGUGGUGUGGAUUUGCUCUUGCCUGCAACACACUAGAAAGUACAGCUUUUGCUGUCAGUACAUUAUUAGUAUUAGGAAGUCGAGCACAUAUGCAUCAUCAAUGGUAUCUCAACAAGUUUGAAGACUAUCCACGGUCCAGGAAAAUUGUAAUUCCAUUUGUGUUCUGAACUUUCCAUCAAACUCUGUGCUUUGAUUCUGAAUAAUGUACUACAAUUGGGGGGAAAAGGUUAGCUAAAAGGCUUUUUAUAGGUACUUCU